Messenger RNA from Hypomesus transpacificus, 3151 nucleotides. Its product is annotated as protocadherin alpha-C2. Gene Ontology annotation, molecular function: calcium ion binding. The transcript is spliced from 2 exons. Gene Ontology annotation, cellular component: plasma membrane. The record is from RefSeq and is a predicted model, not a curated record. Lineage: Eukaryota; Metazoa; Chordata; Actinopteri; Osmeriformes; Osmeridae. The coding region runs from base 152 to 2611 and encodes 819 amino acids. Gene Ontology annotation, biological process: homophilic cell-cell adhesion.
GUGCCGCGUGGAGGCUCGACAUGAAUUUUGCAAGGCGGAAGAGAAUGGCUGCGAUCGAACAGCAUAUCGACACCAGUCUACAGAUGUGAAGACAACCAUUUUAAGUAAAUAGAAACGAUUCCAAUUUAUUUUGCACUAUAAUCAUUCUAUCAUGGCGCGAAUUAUGUCGUUCAAACGGUCAGGGUGGGUCGCGGCUCUCUUUGUGUUCUGUGGGAUGUGGGGGGCUGCUUUGUCCGUCACUCGGUACUCCAUUCCAGAGGAAAUGCAAGAGGGUUCCGUUGUUGCGAACUUGGCUACAGAUUUGGGACUUGAUGUUCGCAGUCUGGUAAGACGCAAGGCAAAGCUUGAUAUCAUCCACAGUAAAAAAUACCUUGAUAUCAACAAAGAAACUGGCGAUCUGUACAUUAUAGAGAGGAUAGACAGAGAAAACAUAUGUACGAGCAAGACAACAUCUUGCUUUUUGAAAAUGGAUGUCAUAUUUGAAAACCCUAUUCGCAUUUUUAAUGUUGAACUGGAAAUUAUGGACAUAAAUGACAACGCGCCGAUUUUUCGAAGGGAGACCAUGCAAUUGGACAUAUCAGAAUCCACUGCUCCCGGAGAGAGGUUCUCGUUGACAAAUGCAGUGGAUGCAGAUGUUGGUGCAAAUUCUAUAAAAACGUAUUAUCUAAGCGAAAGCAAAUCUUUUACAAUCGAUAUACAGACAGGAAGCGGUGGCUCAAAAUACGUAGAUUUAGUUCUCAAUAGCCAUUUAGACCGAGAAGAACAGGGAAUUCACAAUCUGAUAUUAACCGCUGUAGAUGGAGGAGUCCCUGCGCGCUCAGGCACAGCCAGCAUAAUUAUUAGGGUUCUGGAUAUCAAUGACAACGCCCCCUUCUUUAAUCAGGAGGUAUACGCAGUUAAUAUAAAAGAGAACUCCCCUAUUGGAACAGUAGUCAUUAAGUUGAACGCAACAGACUUUGACGAAGGCAUAAACGCAGAGAUAACGUAUUCCUACACAUUGUACACAUCGGAGAAAACGCAAGAAAUGUUCUCUCUCAAUCCUGACACUGGAGAGAUCAAGGUGAAGGGCGUGAUUGAUUUUGAGGAAAGUCAAAGUUUUGAAAUGCACAUACAGGCCAAAGACAAAGGCCCAAAUGCAUUAACAGGAGAAUGCAGAGUGAUGGUAUCUGUUACCGACAUGAAUGACAACCAUCCCGAGGUAACCGUCAAAUCUUUCAAAAGUACAGUCAAAGAAGAUGUCACCGUAGGAACGAUAAUAGCCGUUAUCAGCACCCGCGACAGAGACUCCGGGAGAAACGGAGAAGUUGAACUUACUUUUAAUCAACAAGCACAUCUACCCUUUGUUCUCAACAAAUCCUCAGAUGAGUUCUUUGCACUCCUCGUUUCAAAGCCCCUGGACAGAGAAAUGAUCUCCCGAUACGACAUCACUUUUAAAGUCACAGACAAGGGCACACCUCCUCUUUCUGAUAAUGAAACCAUCACCUUGGAGAUUCUUGACGUCAACGACAACGUACCAGUGUUUCCACAGUCCCUCUACACCAUCCACGUCAUGGAGAACAACGUCCCUGGUGCGCUGUUGACCACCCUCACCGCCUUUGACCCAGACCUCCACGAGAACCAGUAUCUGGUCUAUUUCAUCAUGGAGAAAGAGAUCCAAAACACCUCCAUAUCGAUGCUGUUCUCCAUCAACCCAGAGAACGGGAACCUUUACGCUCUGAAGACCUUCGACUUUGAGAGAGAGAGGGAGUUCCUGUUUCACAUCGAGGCCCGGGACUCAGGCGUUCCCGCUCUCAGCAGCAACGUCACGGUCCACAUCGUCAUCCUGGACCAAAACGACAACACGCCCGCCAUCGUGGCGCCGUGGCGCGCCCAGGGUUCCGUCAUCGAGGAGGUGAUCCCGAGGUCCACCGACAAAGGUCACCUGGUCGCCAAAGUCAUCGCCAUCGACUCGGACUCGGAGCAGAACGCACGUGUCACCUACCAGCUCCUGCAGGUCAGCGACCCGACGCUCUUUAGUCUGGACCAGUACAACGGCGAGAUCCGCACCACCCGUAUGUUCAGUUACAGGGACCCUCGCCACCAGCGCCUGGUCGUCGUCGCCAAGGACAACGGAGAGCCGUCCCUCUCUGCCACGGUGACCAUCAAGAUCACGACGGUGGAGCACAUGGUGACGUCGUUCUCCGAGACGACGGAGGAACCCUUCGAGUAUGACAUGUUCUCCGACCUCAACCUGUACCUGGUCAUCGGCCUGGGCUCCGUCUCUUUCCUGCUGCUCAUCACCAUCCUGGUGAUCAUCGUGAUCAAAUGCCAGAAGCCCAAACCCAAGCCCAUGAAAAUCCCCCCGCCCAACAGGAACAGCUACGUUAGCAGGAACAGCUACGUUAGCCAGAGAAGCUCCACCAUAGCAGACUCCACCCUGAUCUCCAGCGACGCCUACUGGUACAGCCUGUUUUUGGCUGAGACCCGGAAAGGGAAGGUGGUGGUGAGGCAGCCCAUCGUGCCCAAAGGAGCCGGGUACUUUGUCUCCAGUAUACCCAGGAGCAUAGGCCCCACAGAGACCAGCGACUCCAGGGCAUCCACACUACAGGAGUCCAGCAGUGACCUGCCAUGACUUCUCGGACGGGUUGAGAACUUUCUACAAAUUCCACAUGACAUCGAAGACGUUCAAAGACACAACCACAGCCCCCUACCUCCCACCCCCUACCCCCACCCCCCAGCUCUCUAUCAAUAAGAUCCAACAGUGAGCUCCCUCCGCGGGCAUCUCUUGGACCCUUCUUUCCAAACACCAACCUCACACCAGUGACCUCUUCUGCUGUAAACUACCUUCAACUCCAUCAAUCAAGCAUGAAUCUGCAUGGCCACACUACCAGGUGCUUGAGCUUUAUCUUCACGGAGAAGGAGGAGCCUCCGCCGAGGAUGCUGGGACUGAAUAGGAGUGCUGUCGUUUUUGGGGGAUGUUGCUGAUGACUUUGAACCUAACGGCAGGUAUGGACAUUCCAUUUCCUGUUCCUCCAGAAAGGAUGCGAUGCAGGAGAUGAAAGUGUUCCACAUGUUCUACUUAGGGGUUUUCUGUCAUGCUUUGCCAUGUCAUCACAGGCUUGUUGUAUAGUGUGUUAAGAUGUUUUUAUUUGCUAGUCCAAAUAUACUUUUU